This is a messenger RNA of Trichosurus vulpecula (common brushtail), 1416 nucleotides long. Its product is annotated as neutrophil collagenase-like. Gene Ontology annotation, biological process: proteolysis; collagen catabolic process; extracellular matrix organization. Gene Ontology annotation, molecular function: zinc ion binding; metalloendopeptidase activity. Lineage: Eukaryota; Metazoa; Chordata; Mammalia; Diprotodontia; Phalangeridae. The record is from RefSeq and is a predicted model, not a curated record. The coding region runs from base 10 to 1416 and encodes 468 amino acids. The transcript is spliced from 10 exons. Gene Ontology annotation, cellular component: extracellular matrix.
ACACCAGAUAUGAAGAAGGUCCUUCUGUUUCUCCUGUUACUUCACACACAGCUUUCAAGUGCUUUUCCUAUAUCUCCCAAAAGCCUUGAGGAGAAAAAGAUGGCAACUGUUCAGAGGUAUCUAGAAAACUUUUAUGGUAUGCCAAAAAGUGGAGAUAAGAUAAAACGGCAGAAGAAUAGCACUCAGUUGGUUAAGAAGCUUAAAGAAAUGCAGAGGUUUUUUGGAUUGGAGGAGACUGGACAACCAGAUGAGGAAACUAUGGAAGUGAUGGAAAUGCCCAGAUGUGGGGUUCCUGAUGUACUUGGAUAUAAGCUGACUGAAGGAAACCCAAAGUGGAAAAAGAAUGAAAUUACAUACAGAAUUAUAAACUACACACCAGAUUUGCCAAAAGCUGAUGUGGAUUCGGCAAUUGAGAAAGCCAUACAGAUCUGGAGUGGUCCAGCACCCCUGAAGUUCACCAGGAUCAAUAGUGGUGAAGCCGACAUAAAGAUCUCUUUUGUCCGAGGAGAUCAUGGUGACAACUCACCCUUUGAUGGCAAGAACGGAGUCCUUGCACAUGCAUUUCAACCAGGCCAGGGAAUUGGAGGAGAUGCUCAUUUUGAUGAAGAUGAAACUUGGACUGUGAGCUCCAGGGAUUACAACUUAUUCCUUGUUGCUGCUCAUGAAUUUGGCCAUUCAUUGGGCCUUUCUCAUUCCACUGAUCCUGGUGCCUUGAUGUUCCCCUCGUAUUCCUUCUCUGAACCCAGCACUUAUGUACUGCCUCAAGAUGACAUUAAUGGCAUUCAGUUUAUCUAUGGUCAGUCAGAUAAUCCUGUCAAACCUACUGGACCCACUACCCCGGGAACCUGUGACCCACAGUUGACAUUUGAUGCAAUUACCACUCUUCGUGGAGAAACCAUAAUCUUUAAAGACAAGUAUUUUUGGCGAAAGCAUCGCCUAGUAGUGAGGCCUGAACUCCAUAAGAUUUCCUUAUUCUGGCCAUCAUUACCAUCUGGGAUACAAGCUGCUUAUGAGGAUGUUGAAAGGGAUUUAGUUUUUCUAUUUAAAGGUAACCAGUACUGGACUCUAUCUGGCUACGAUAUCAGGCCUGGCUUCCCCAAAUAUAUUUCCGACUUUGGCUUCCCAAGAACUGUGCAAGCCAUAGAUGCAGCUGUUUCAAAUAGUAACUAUGGAAAGACAUACUUCUUUGUAAAGAACCAAUACUGGAGAUUUGAUAAUCGAAGACGUACCAUGGAUCCUGGUUAUCCUAAAAAUAUAGCAGAUAAAUUUCAAGGGUUGACAGGCAAUGUGGAUGCUGUUUUCCAGAAAGAUCACUAUUUCUACUUCUUUAUUGGACCAAUAUACUAUAAAUUUGAUCUCCCUGCUAAAAGAAUCGUUGCUGUUGGAAGAAGCAACCGGUUGUUAAAUUGUAGAUAG